AUGGCGUCAUCCGAGGUCGACCAGAAGUUUCUCGGCCGUCUAGCCAAGGCCGUCGAGCGCGACAAUCCGCUCCUCUCAUCUGUCCUCUUCAAGAUUCUCGGCCUCUCGAUCAACCUCUCCGGGCAGCUCAUCAAGGCCCGGAAGCAGCGCCGUCCAGAUGGCACAUAUCCUCCAGAAGCGACCGAUCUCAUCUGCCACAUCAUCUGGCUCUCGCGCGAGGGCCUCGUCCUCCUGCAGCAGUACGUCCUGCCCAUGGUCGGCAACUAUGUCGAGCUCAAGGUGCUGGCCUACAAGCUGCGCGCCUCCUUCUACCACAUAUUCGUCCUCUUCCAUAACACUCCUCCCAUUUCUUCAAUCACGGCCGCAAACACCCCCGACACACAGUCCGUCUCUGGCCACCCAUCGUCCUCGCGCGUCGAUAAAGGGAAGGGCAUUGCCCGCGACGACCUCUACGAUGCCAGCAAAUCUUCUGUCGGCCCACCCCCUGGCUUCGAGCACCCCCCUCCCCCGACAGCCUUCCUCUUGAAGCCAGGAAAUUACCUUCCCGAAGCACACCAAUAUUUCCGUGAGGCGGUCCAGCUCGCAGAGGAACUCCUCUGGGGAUCCCAUUCUCUGCGGUUAUCUGUAAAAACAGAGUACGCGGCCUUCCUAUACGAAUGUGUUCGUGACCCGGAAGCCAGCCGCAAGCUCGCGAGGGAUACUAUCGCAGAAGUGUAUGAGGCGACAGAAGGGAUCGAUAAUGAUAUGUUUAAUGAUGCCUGUGAGCUGGUGACAGUGUUAGGAAAAAUGAUGAAGAGAGGACUUGGAUCGUCGAAUAAUACGUUAAAGGGUAAGAACAGUCCAGCGGUAGGGGUCCAAGGGACGCCGCCUGGCGUUGGGAGGGAGCCGCCUCCGGGGAUGAUAUAG
Thermochaetoides thermophila DSM 1495 is the source of this 906-nucleotide messenger RNA. RefSeq lists its product as uncharacterized. Gene Ontology annotation, biological process: signal transduction. The record is from RefSeq and is a predicted model, not a curated record. The coding region runs from base 1 to 906 and encodes 301 amino acids. The transcript has a single exon. Lineage: Eukaryota; Fungi; Ascomycota; Sordariomycetes; Sordariales; Chaetomiaceae. Gene Ontology annotation, cellular component: cytoplasm.